CGAUCGUUUGUAUCAACAGCAUGAUGACGACGGUUGCAAUUGAAUUCUUGUCGCUUCCGACAGAGCUGAUAUGGCGUAUUCUAUCCUUUCUUACUCCCAGGGACCUUUGUCGCUGUGCAAUGACGUGUAAAAUUGUACGGAAUGCAGCUCAGAAUUCUAUCCACGUCCAAUACAAGCUUGAGCUUUAUGCUCAGGGCUUUACCGAGACAAGAAAUCUAGACUCGAUCGAUGUUGACAGCAGGAUGUCCUCACUCAAGAGAUUGGCAACCUUAUGGCCAUCUGUCUGCCACGCCAGUACUAUUUUCGAAGAUACAGUGCGUGUCGGGAACCACUUAUUAAAGGUACGCGACAUGAAAUGCGGGAUUUGGUGGAUGUGGGUCAAUGGCAAUAUCUUCAUUCGGGACUGCAACACAAAUAUCAAACUCUCUCAUUCGUUCCCCAUACACGAGCAGUUCUUCCAGGAUCGGUUGCCGAGGUUGGUGAGAGCGCUCGUCGUCGAUCCUAUUCAGGAUCUUGUGGUCGUAGUCCCCUUUCCUGAUCUAUGCAUCGUGACCGGUGCCGAGCAAAAUCGCCAUAUCUUUUCGGUGGAUUUUCUGUCGGCUUCAUCCCUGCUGCCACAUCCAGAUUCCUUGGAUGCUUCUUUGAUGUGCCAACAUUCUUUUGAGGAAUUUGGCCAUUACCGCGCUGCUUUAACGGAGGAGCCUGUGAUAUGCGGGGAUCGUAUAGUUGUUUUCUAUUGCAUGAUAUCUCAUCCACCAGGAAUAGUGAGGCCCAACCUGUUUAUACAAGUGAUAGAUUGGAGGAAAGGGCAAGCGAAGAGUCAUCCUUUACGUGAAGAUGUUGCGGGUUUCCAUCUAGUCGACGAACAGAAGUUUAUUGUCAUCGACACCCAGGGCAUAAUAACUUUGUACACAUUAGAAGAACAUGGCUCACCUCUGCGCCGAGUCAUGUAUCGCCUUCAGGAAUCCGUGCGUGCGCCGUACUACCUAUUUCAUGCCACCCCAUCGUUCUAUGGUGCAACAGCUUGUCCGGACCUUGAACCCGGCUACGUGCCCUCUCCGGAGUCACAAAUAAUUGUUUUGGAGACUCUCACAAACGCAUGCCCUGUUAUUCUAAUCAUCGAUAUGGUCAUCUUCUCAGGAAAAGUCUUGCACUCAGAGACGCCUGUCGAAGUUCCCUGGACGGAGUGGGGACCCCAGUAUACGUGCUGCUUUCGGCAUCAUCCAAGCUGCCAAAUCAGCGUGUUUGGCAGCAAAAUAGCCUAUGCUCUUCCUCGCUAUGUUCAUCCUUGGGAACUCAACUAUAAAGUCGGAAGAAGGCAAGCGCUCGGCGAUCAUGAUCGUUUUUAUGUGCACAUCUUGGACUUCAAUCAACGAGCCAUCGCUCGUGCGGAAAAUAUUUACGACCCCGACUCACCCACCCACUUUAUAUGCAAGCCUUCUGAUUAUUGUCAUGCACCCGCCAUUUCGACUCGUCCUUACAUCCUUACCGUCUGUCGUGCUCGAUUUUCGCCUAUCUGCCUUUCCGGUUUAUUCUUGGAACACGAUCGACUUACUCUGACAUGGUCGCAGAAUGGCACGGUUCAUAUUCAGGUCGUUUCUCCUGUACGGGUGGACCUCGAUUCGGAUCUUGUGCACUAG
This is a messenger RNA of Suillus plorans, 1640 nucleotides long. RefSeq lists its product as uncharacterized. Gene Ontology annotation, molecular function: protein binding. The coding region runs from base 21 to 1640 and encodes 539 amino acids. The record is from RefSeq and is a predicted model, not a curated record. The transcript is spliced from 4 exons. NCBI's taxonomy places the organism in Eukaryota, Fungi, Basidiomycota, Agaricomycetes, Boletales, Suillaceae.